This is a messenger RNA of Ictalurus furcatus (blue catfish), 4700 nucleotides long. RefSeq names its product SLIT and NTRK-like family, member 3a (gene slitrk3a). The record is from RefSeq and is a predicted model, not a curated record. NCBI's taxonomy places the organism in Eukaryota, Metazoa, Chordata, Actinopteri, Siluriformes, Ictaluridae. Gene Ontology annotation, molecular function: protein binding. Gene Ontology annotation, biological process: regulation of presynapse assembly; axonogenesis; positive regulation of synapse assembly. The coding region runs from base 1890 to 4664 and encodes 924 amino acids. The transcript has 2 exons. Gene Ontology annotation, cellular component: GABA-ergic synapse; postsynaptic density membrane.
AAAGACCUGCUGAAGAGAGAUCGGUGUGGAGACAGAGAGCCUUUCAUGAGUUCAGCCUGCUGCAGAAAGAUCGAAACCAGACCAAGAGAGAGAGAGAGAGAGAGAGAGAUUGCACAAUCGUACACAGCUGUGUAUCCUUAUAGAAUAGCAUAGUUCUGAAUAAAUAACAGAAUACAAUUAAACUAAAAACAGUAGAUGUACAGAUACGACAGACUCCAGUUUUCCUCCAGAAUAAAAUCACACAAUUACAUUUGCCUGGAGAUGUAAUGUGCUGAAUCACAGCAAAUAUAUAACCAUGCAGAGAGAGAAAGAGAGAGAGAGUGUGUGAGAGAGAGAGAGCAAUAAAGAAAGGCUGAUGCACUCCCUCCUCCUCCUCCCUUCAAUCUCUCGUCCUCCCUCCUGCUCACUUUCCUUCAAGCUCAUUUCACAGUGAGGUCUCGCAUUGUGCCGAUGUACCACGUCUCCUCUUUGCGAAUCCACAAUGAGUUGAUGCUGCUGCUGUACUACGGACGUGAUUUAAGCUGUAUCUCAGUCGCUUCUGCAUCUGAAGUGCAACCAUAAAUCAACCUAACAGAGGAAAAAAAGGACAUUGCAUUCCAAUCACAUAUUCACUUUCCCUCCUUUGCGUGGAAAGAGCAAGGAGAGAUAGAGAAAGGCAGAAUUCAACACAGGAGAUGAUGCUCAAAACGGAGACAUCCAGCAAGCUUUAAACUCUUUGAUGCCCCCUUUUUGUGGAAGCUACUGAAAUCCAUUAGGAAAAGAGUGCAUGUCUCCUUCCAGUCUAAAACCUCCGGAGCACCUGUCUCUACAUCCAUCCUGGCACAGGAGAUGUAAAGUUGGAACCCACUGAAAAAAACCCCAGAGUAGGUACCUGCAGUAUUGGGAAUAGAAGUGACAUUGUCUUAUGAGGCGAUCAUUACAUUUGGGAUUUGGGAAUGCAUCCUCUCACACACACACACACACACACACACACACACACACACACACAGGGAAAUGCCGAGGCAUAGGCUUUGCCUGGUACAAAGUGUGCUAUUCAUCUAAGGCAGCAACUACCAUUUUCCCCUAUUAUGCAUGCAUGCUUAAUGGAAGUCUAUCAUCCAUUCUGAGAGCACAUUUCUGAUCAAAUAUCAGCAUGUCUGGGACAAUAUAGCACACUGUCUAGUGUCUUGGACUGUAACACGUUUAGCAGAUCUCAUCUAUUAGCAUCUCCACCAAUGUGCCAAUAGCCAAUUAAGUGUGUUCAGUGUGUGGAAAGCAAAGAGACUUAGAUAUGCAUCGCCGAUCUGAGAGGAGAUCUUCUGGGGGAAGCAACAGCAUCUAUCUCUAUCUAUUCCUCUCUCUCUCUCUCUCUCUAUCUGUCAGAGGAUUGUGAGAUAAAGAAAGCUAACAUAAGGAUCUUUCUGCUGUAAAAUCAGAAGAAUAGAAGGCAGGGUGCAGAGCACUGCCUGAAGUGUUAAGUUGCUAAAUGUCUGCUCUGUCCCACUAACUGUGUGUGUGUGUGUGUGUGUGUGUGUGUGUGUGUGUCUGCGUGAAGGUGGGUGGAUGAGAGAGAACAAGAGAUAGCAUGAGAGAAGAUGAGAGCUCCUGUCUGAUCUGAUAGAUGUGAAGACCAACAUGAUUAAUUUGAGUAACAGUUGUGCUAUGAAAAUGUGCACUGUCACUGGAAAACCAAAAACAUGUGCGACCUUUACAGAAAACCAAACGAUUUAGCUGUAAACAUGGGCGUGUACUAUGUCCCGACAUAACUAGAACAUCAUGUCAUCAUGACGCUCAUCCUGAUUUUUGUACUGAAUUGUAUGUAAUGAAGGUGAUUAAUUGAUUUAGUUCCAUGUCAUGUUGCUGCAAUUUUAUGUAUACAUUAUAUAUUUUCCUGAUGACAGAGCAAGGCAAUGUUUGAAUGUGUCAUUGUUGCAUAUAAAUCCCCCAAACAUUUACACAAAUUUGAUGCAAACAUUGCAGCUAGUUGCCCAAGUACUUAUUCUUCUCUCUAUGUCUGUUUCAGUGCAGUGAAGUGGCACUCAGCUGCAACUGCAUCAGGUCUUGGAGGAAGGAUGCUGUGGGUAACCCUGCUAAGCACAAUAGCUUUAGGGUGGACUACGCCGAUCCCGUUGCUGGAUGAGUCUGAGGAAAUAGACGAGCCUUGCUUCGACCCUUGCUACUGUGAAGUCAAGGAGAGCAUUUUUCAUGUGCACUGCGACAGCAAAGGAUUUAUAAACGUCAGCCAGAUUUCCCAAUCAUGGACAAGGCCCUUUACGCUCAAUUUGCAGAGGAACUCCAUGCGCAAGCUGUAUUUUAACAGUUUUUUGCACCUCAACAAUGCUGUGUCACUCAAUUUGGGGAACAAUGCACUGCAGGACAUUCAUGCUGGUGCAUUCAAUGGGCUGAAUAUUUUGAAAAAGCUCUUUCUACAUGAGAACAAGCUGGAGGUGUUCAGAAAUGACACUUUUCUUGGACUUGAGAGCCUUGAAUACCUUCAGGCUGAUUACAAUGUCAUAAAGAAAAUAGAAAGUGGUGCUUUUCGAAACCUGCACAAACUCAGAGUGCUUAUUUUGAAUGACAAUUUGAUACCCAUGCUCCCCAAUUUUUUAUUCAGGUCUGUAUCAUUAACGCAUCUUGAUUUGCGUGGCAAUCGGCUAAAGACUCUUACAUAUAAGGGGACAUUGGAGUAUGUGGGUCAUAGUCUGAUGGAGAUUCAGCUUGAAGAAAAUCCAUGGAACUGCGUAUGUGAGAUUGUACAGCUCAAAACAUGGCUGGAGAGAAUACCGUACACAGCUCUGGUGGGUGAUAUCACAUGCGAGUAUCCAUUUCACUUUCAUGGAAAGGAUCUCCGUGAGAUCAAAAGGAGCGAGCUAUGUCCCCUGCUUUCUGAAGCUGAGAUAGAGGUAAAACUCAGCAUCCCAAGGCUACCUUUCAGUAAUGAGAACAUGUGGCCCACCAAACCCUCAUCCAUGUUGUCAUCUUUCCAUAACACUGCCUCCUCGGUGGAGUACAGAGAGAGAUAUGUUAAGCCAACAAAACGACCUAGACCUACGAAAACGCCACCAACUCCACGAAGCCUUUAUCCUGGUCCAAACCAACCCCCUGUACCUGGCUAUCAAACGAGACCACCUAUUCCCAUCAUCUGCCCAACAGGAUGUAUGUGUAAUCUACACAUCAAUGACUUGGGACUCACUGUAAAUUGCAAAGAUAAAGGCUUUCACAACAUCUCUGAGCUCUUGCCACGGCCACUAAAUGCCAGAAAACUCUAUCUGAGUGGGAACUUGAUUCAGAAAAUAUACAGGUCAGAUUUUUGGAAUUUCUCCAGUCUGGAUUUACUCCAUUUGGGUAACAAUCGGAUAUCAUAUGUUCAAGAAGGUGCCUUCAUCAACCUGCCGAAUUUGAAAAGUUUAUACUUGAAUGGUAAUGAUAUUGAAAGGUUGACUCCAGGCAUGUUCCGUGGUUUGCAGAUGCUCAGCUACCUUUAUUUAGAGUACAAUGUUAUUCGAGAUAUUCAACCAGCUGCUUUCAGCCUGAUGGCAAACCUGCAGCUGGUUUUUUUAAAUGACAACCUGCUGCGCACGCUUCCUGUCGAUGCUUUUGUUGGCACCUCCCUGUCUAGGCUGAAUCUACGCAACAACUAUUUUCUGUAUCUGCCUGUUAGUGGAGUGCUGGAGCACCUUGACUCCAUUGUACAGAUUGAUCUGCACCAGAACCCGUGGGAAUGUUCAUGUGACAUUGUUCCACUCAAGCAGUGGAUAGAGAAACUGAGCUCUGUCAUUGUGGUUGGAGAAGUAAUUUGCAAGACUCCAGAGUUUGCGUUUGGCAAGGACCUUCGCACCCUGGAACUCGAGCUUAUCUGCCCAGAAAUGAAAUUUUCCGCUGCUUCUCCUGGACUAGCUAAUGAUGUGACUUCUACCAGUGACUCUGGAUUAGGAUACACCCCUUCCACGGGAGCCGUACCACUUUCGGUUCUCAUCCUCAGUCUCUUGAUCUUGUUCAUCUCUGCUGUCUUUGUUGCUGCUGGCCUAUUUGCUUUUGUACUAAGGAGAAGGAAGAAACUCCCAUUCAAGAAGCGUCAGGAAGUGAUGGAUUUGACGGGGAUGCAGAUGCAGUGUCGGAUAUUUGAGGAACAGCAAACCUCACCUGAGAAACCUGCCUCCAGCCAUGUUUAUGAUUACAUCCCCCACCCUGUUACUCAGAUGUGCAACAAUCCCAUUUACAAACCACGUGAAGGGGAAAUAGAUGGAGAACGUUUUUCAGAGACAAAGGAAAACAACAGUAAUUAUAGAACUCUGUUGGAGAAAGAGAAGGAGUGGACUAUGGCUGUGUCGAAAUCUCAACUUAACACCAUUGUCAGGGUCAAUCAGUCUGGAAAUGUGCCUGGAUUUCAUGAGAAUGGCAUGCUUUGCCCCACAGUGAUUGACAGCCAGAGACCAACUCCAACCGUGGGGUUUGUAGACUGCCUUUAUGGCACCAUUCCAAAAUUAAAGGACAUGCACAUCGCACAUGCACAUCCUCCAGGAAUGCAAUACCCCGACUUGCAGCAAGAUGCCAGAUUAAAAGAAACUCUACUUUUCACUGGGGGAAAGGAAUUUCCAGAGCAAAAUGAAUACCUCGAGUUAAGGGCCAAACUCCAAACCAAGCCGGAUUACCUCGAAGUCUUGGAGAAAUCAUAUAGGUUCUGAUGACAGAGAGUAAGCUCACUUCCAUACAUAACCCCC